GCAAAGGGAAGAAAUAGAAGUAUGCAGAGGCUAAAUGAGUAAUAUAUUAGCCUGGAAGCAAGGACCGUGUCAAACGAGUGGCAUAUUUUGGUUCAAACAAGGUCUAAACGGAAGAAGACACGCCGCACUUGUUAGUACUAAUGGUCGAAUCCGCUGAUCAGUAGUACACACGGCGCGUUCAAAAUGAACAAAAAUGACGAAAGAAAAAAGUUGAAUGAAGUGAAGUGAACAAAAAGGAAAUAAAAAUAAAUGAAAGUUAUUAUAAAAAAGAAAAGAAAAGAUUAGGACAUAAUGAAAGAAAUGGGAGAAUUUUGUAGUAUGAUUCUGGCGCGCAUAGACUGGUAACUAGGGGUAGGAAUAGAGGAUCUGCUGAUUGUCUUUUUGUGUCGGACAAGUUGAAAGUUUAUAAAUUAGAAAAGUGUCCUUUUUGACACGUAAAAGUCUCUAUAAUAUGUCUUAUUGUACUUUAUCAUCCGAUGAAAAGUACAGAGAUACGUUUGAACCAGGUAUUUAUGUUUGUGCAAAUUGUGGACACGAAUUAUUUCAUAGCAAAGCAAAGUUUUCCCACAAUUCUCCUUGGCCAGCCUUUACAGACACAGUAAGAGAUGAUAGCGUGGUCAAAGAAGUAGAGACUGAGUCCCAAUCAUCAAGUAAUGCUCCAGCACUAAAGGUUUCUUGUGGAAACUGCAAAUGUCAACUUGGUCAUGAGUUCUUAAAGGAUGGACCCAAUGAAAAGUCAAGAUUUUGAAUUUACUCGGAAUCUCUCAGUUUUCUCCCUCAUAAGGAGAAUGAACAACACAGUGUUUCUGAGUAGAGAUCCUCUGGGAUACAAAAAUUACUAGAUUUGUUAAAGUGCUACUUGCAUGAAAAUGGCCUUAUUUCAAAACUUCAAAAAAUACAAAUAUAUGACUCAUUUAUAUCUAUU
Exaiptasia diaphana is the source of this 925-nucleotide messenger RNA. RefSeq names its product methionine-R-sulfoxide reductase B1-A-like. The record is from RefSeq and is a predicted model, not a curated record. The transcript has 3 exons. Lineage: Eukaryota; Metazoa; Cnidaria; Anthozoa; Actiniaria; Aiptasiidae. Gene Ontology annotation, molecular function: peptide-methionine (R)-S-oxide reductase activity.